Molecule: messenger RNA, 2023 nt
Organism: Colletes gigas
Lineage: Eukaryota; Metazoa; Arthropoda; Insecta; Hymenoptera; Colletidae
Product: proclotting enzyme
Exons: 8
Coding region: 224-2005 (593 amino acids)
Biological process (GO): proteolysis
Molecular function (GO): serine-type endopeptidase activity
Source: RefSeq, a predicted model, not a curated record
UCGGCCGCUCGUACCUCUUUCUCCCUCUAUCCGUUUCCCUAUCUCUAUCUCCCUGUCGAGGCUCAAUAGACGAUGGACAAUUCGUCGGUACUCUCGCGGGCGCGACAAGUCUAUUGAAAUAGUUCCGCCGCGUAUCUCGUCGCGGGUAUCAGGUGUGGUGGCAGCAGAAGCACCUGGAAUGUCUGUGCAAAGGAAUCGUUGACUUUUUUACUCGGUCAGCAGGAUGUCGCCGUCCAUUGUUUUUUUCGAACUGUACAUGAUAUGGAGCCUGUUGACGAGUUGCUGGUCUUACACCGACCAAGUUACGCGCUAUCGCUACCAAACGAGAUAUGGAAUGACAAGCUCUCCAGGUUUCGUGGCACCGAUUCGUGGAUGGGCCGAAACGGAAGCGUGGCCCGUGUUUGCAGACGGGCCGCGGAGAUCAGCCACCGGAAUCUUUCGAAGGGACACGCAAAUACGACCUUCUUACGUGAAGCUAGCGAAAGUGGAGCAACGAGUCGAACCGGACCCGUUGAUCGCGAUCAGCGAGACUUUGGGCGCUUUGAACACUGUCGGCAGUUACAUCGUCAAUAUGACCAGGGGCGUGGAGAACUCGAACUACCCCCCUAAAGAGUUGCCAUCGGCAAUAUACACAAUCUCUAAAAACAUUCUAGGACGCAACGUAACGGACAGUAUAGCACCGCUGGUACGCGGGGUGACUCUGCCUUUGAGAGCUACACCCAAUGCUGCAUCCAAUCCGGAUCGUACUUCUUUGACUCCGAAUCCGAAUCCGACUCCGACUCAGUCUACCGCUGAGGUCAUCGUCGAUCGAGAAAAGGAACCCUCGCAGGUGUCAUCAGGCUGUACCACGGCUGAUGGUACGCCUGGAAAGUGUCAAGACCUGAGCAACUGCCCUCAGCUUCUUCUGGACCUGACCAAACUCAGACAAUCGUUAUGUUUCAAAAGCUUAUUCGUACCGGGGGUCUGCUGUCCGUUGAGCGACAAACCUGACACCGCGAGCAUUGCACCUGGCAUAAUUCCAGCCGCUGGAAUCGUGUCUGGGGUGCACUCCCCGAGACCACCGAUCCGCCCAACAAAACCGCAGACACCUCGUCCAAUUCCGCUGUUCCCCGUUGCGUCCACGACGACAACAGGUCCUGCGAGCGUUCCAGUGCCGGAUCUGUCGUCCAACGAGUCGAACGGCUUCACCGAGCCAACCAUCGGCACCAUUGACAACAAUUUCAUUCAGGACGAUGAGGAGUGUGGAGUGAGAAACUCGGGUAAGUAUCGUGUGGUCGGAGGCGAGGAAGCUCUGCCAGGACGUUGGCCUUGGAUGGCAGCGAUAUUCCUCCACGGCUCCAAACGCACCGAGUUCUGGUGCGGCGGUUCCUUGAUCGGUCCGCGACACAUCCUCACCGCGGCUCACUGCACGCGCGAUCAGCGACAACGGCCAUUCGCGGCGAGACAGUUCACCGUGAGACUGGGGGACAUAGAUCUCGAGAGGGACGACGAACCGUCCGCCCCUGAGACCUACACGGUCAAGCAAAUUCACGCUCAUCCGAAAUUCUCGCGGGUUGGAUUUUACAAUGACAUCGCGGUCCUCGAGCUGACCAGGCCGGUCAGGAAAUCACCGUACGUGAUACCAAUUUGCAUGCCGCAGUCGCGUUACCGAAACGAGAGAUUCGCAGGUGCCAGGCCCACCGUAGUUGGAUGGGGCACCACUUAUUAUGGAGGCAAGGAGAGUACCGUGCAACGACAAGCGGUGCUUCCGGUGUGGAGAAACGAAGAUUGCAACGCGGCUUACUUUCAGCCAAUAACGAGCAACUUUCUGUGCGCCGGUUACAGCCAAGGCGGUAAAGACGCUUGCCAAGGCGAUUCCGGUGGACCGUUGAUGCUCAGGGCCGACAGCCGAUGGAUUCAGAUCGGUAUAGUUUCCUUUGGAAACAAGUGUGGGGAGCCAGGAUAUCCGGGAGUUUAUACGCGCGUCACCGAAUACACCGAUUGGAUAAAAAGUAAUUUAAAGUGAUCGCGAAACGCGUCAGUG